Molecule: messenger RNA, 718 nt
Organism: Sphaeroforma arctica JP610
Lineage: Eukaryota; Ichthyosporea; Ichthyophonida
Exons: 5
Source: RefSeq, a predicted model, not a curated record
UGGAUGGAGCUUUGCGCAUCUAUAAGGGACGUAGGAAGUCUUCGUCUCAAACGACACCCCAGAAGACAGUCACGAUCACGGAUAAGUGCACCAUGUCCAAAAUAAUCGAAUCGAAAUCUCUCUCGUCUAAGAUCGAAUCCAAAGUCCCAGGGCGCUCUCCAUUUCCGGUGACAUCUCCAUUUAAGUGGAUUUUGAAACUGGAUCACUGUAAUUGGAACGGAACGCACCAGGGCACCAUCGAGUUUGCAGUCAAGACCGAGUCGCAAGCCAGGCAGUGGCGAGAUAAAUUUUUGGUCACCAUCCAACACGCCAAGAAACCGGACGAGUCCAGUACUGCGCAUCUGCGAAGCGGCUAUGAGGAGUACCGCACAGAUUCCUAUUCCACCGAGCCAUCGGGCGAACCUACUGGGCCCAUUCUCGGGGGCAAGCGGAUGAAUCCUUGGUUGUCGAUGGGCGUGUACGAUGGAAUACGCGUGAGUAUUGACGAUUUCGCCACAAAGAUUCUAGUCGAGGGCAAACUCCAAUCCGAUGACACUUAUUUGUUGAUUGUCCUCGGAACGUUUAUUGUCACAUUCUGCACUGCCUCAGUGGCGGAGAUGUCAUUUGUGUGGAGCAUGAUCUCCGCCGUCAUGGUCACAGCGCCUACCCUAUGGACGUUCUUGCGAUCCAUGAACAGAGCGCAAGUCAGCCGCACUACCACACUGAAGGUGUCUCAGGU